AUGGCGGCUCCCGCUCCAGGCCUGGAUACCUCCAGUGCAGAGGCCCGCACUGCCGAAGCUCCGAGUGUGCCUUACGCGUGCUUUGUUUGGGUGCUAGUAGGCUUUUCCCCGAAUCCUAUAGCCAUGAGUUCCAUGCCAAAGAGGGCUUACUCUGUGGGCCCUUGGCCUGUGCAGGCUCCUGCGGAGGUGCUCAACUGGGUGCACUUUGUCAACUUUCCAGGGAAGAAGAUUGUUUUCGGUUAUGCCCUGUCGGAGCUGGGUCCAGUGGGUUUGUCGGCAUUGUUGGUGAGGCGCCAGGAGAGUCAGCCAGGCAAGAAGCACGCAUGUCUCUGGCUGCGGCUAUUGCAUGUUGGUGAUGGAAUGGAGCCACGGCACCCACCCAUGGGUUGGCAACUGCAGCUUUGUGAGCUCAUGGGGGGACAUUGUCAAUUGCCAGGCCCAGGCCUCGUAAUAUGA
This is a messenger RNA of Symbiodinium natans, 456 nucleotides long. NCBI's taxonomy places the organism in Eukaryota, Dinophyceae, Suessiales, Symbiodiniaceae. The record is from the annotation of a GenBank genome assembly.